Lycium ferocissimum is the source of this 1677-nucleotide messenger RNA. RefSeq names its product histone acetyltransferase type B catalytic subunit. The record is from RefSeq and is a predicted model, not a curated record. Gene Ontology annotation, molecular function: histone H4 acetyltransferase activity. Gene Ontology annotation, cellular component: nucleus. NCBI's taxonomy places the organism in Eukaryota, Viridiplantae, Streptophyta, Magnoliopsida, Solanales, Solanaceae. The transcript has 10 exons. The coding region runs from base 80 to 1477 and encodes 465 amino acids. Gene Ontology annotation, biological process: subtelomeric heterochromatin formation.
AUAUAUAUAUGCGCAGCAUCUUUGUUUCCCGCCCCAAGAACAUUUCCCGCUUGGGAGCAAAACCCUAAGGAGCGCAGUUAUGGGGACGAAGCACCAUUCCUCCGAUCCAAUCACCGAACCCAAAAAGCGCCGCCGGGUCGGGUUCGCUAAGACUGAUGCUGGAAUUGAAGCUAAUGACUGCAUUACUAUUUACAUAGUUUCUAGUGAAGAGGAUGUGGACUCCCCAAACAGUUUCUGUCUUGAACCAGUUGACUUGAAUCACUUUUUUGAAGACGAUGGCAGAAUUUUUGGGUAUCAGGGUCUGAAGAUCACUAUUUGGGUUAGCUUGAUAUCCUUUCAAGCUUAUGCUGAUAUUUCUUUCGAAAGCUCAUCAGAUGGAGGCAGAGGGAUCACAAACCUAAAGUCUGCCCUUCAGAAUAUUUUUGCUGAGAGUCUUGUUGAUGAAAAAGAUGCCUUCCUGCAAACAUUUUCAACUGAACGCCAUUAUGUCCGGUCUGUUGUCUCAAAUGCUGAAGCACUGCGGCACAAAGUUUCAAAUGGCUCUAGCCCUGAAUCUAAUUGUGUUUUGAAAUCAGAGCCUUCAGAUGUAGAGGUAUUCCGGAUUGUUGGCACGCCUGUAGGACACCUUUAUAGCAGAUUGGUGCCACUUGUACUACUAUUAGUAGAUGGUAGCAACCCUAUUGACAUCCUAGAUCCUAGAUGGGAAAUCUAUCUUCUAGUCCAGGAAAGGAAAGAUGCCCAGGAGGAUAGCCUUUCAAGGUUGCUUGGUUUUGCAGCUGUCUAUCGUUUCCAUCGUUAUCCUGAAAGUACACGCUUGCGGCUUGGGCAGAUACUAGUUAUGCCUCCUUACCAACGUAGAGGUUAUGGUCAUUUUCUUCUUGAGGUGCUGAACAGGGUUGCAAUAUCUGAAAAUGUGUAUGACCUGACUAUUGAAGAGCCCGAGGAUUCUCUUCAACAUGUUCGGUCGUGCAUUGACGUCGAGUGUUUGCUUGUAUUUGACCCAAUCCAGCAAUCCCUAGAAUCAGUUGUGUCGCGUUUAAAGCAGGAAAAUCCUUCGAAAAAAAGCUACAUGUGCAAGUAUGCUCCACCAUUGAGGGCUGUUGAAGAUGUGAGGAAAACUUUGAAAAUCAACAAGAAGCAGUUUGAGCAAUGUUGGGAGAUUCUUAUCUAUCUUCGCUUGGACCCAAUUAACAAAUAUAUGGAGACAUACAGGGCAAUUGUUUCGCACCGAGUAAAGGCUGAAGUUUUAGGGAAAGAUUCAGAGGGUGACGGGAAGCAGGUGAUUGAUGUACCAACUGAAUAUGAUCAGCAGAUGUCAUUUGUGAUGUUCAAAUCGCAAAAUGGUGAAUCUAGUAGCAUAGAGAAGGCUGAUUAUCAAAGUAAUGUGGAGGAGCAGCUGCAGAAACUGGUGGAUGAACGAAUGAACCAGAUCAAGUUGAUUGCAGAGAAGGUUUCUGUUCAUCGGCAACGAAGAUAAAGACAGCUGGUAUUUCACAUCCUAACAAAUGCAUAUUCCAUAGACGAUGAUACAGAAGUUUUGGAAUUUUAAAGGAGUGGCUGUACAUGAAAUGAGCUGUACUUGGGUUCAAUUAGUUUAGUCUUCAAUUAUGUUUGAGACUUGUUUGCUUAACCGUGUGAACGAUUUGAUGUGAGGCAACGUUUCGCAUUAUCCCUCAA